UGGGCGGAGCCUCCUCGGCCGGACUCGGGGAGAAAGAGCCGAGGCAGCAGCGGUCACGGACGGACGCCUCCUCCUCCUCGUCUCCAUCUCGUGCCUCGCGGCGGGUUUUUUUUUUCUCCUCCCAAAUGGCAACCCCCCCGGGCCUCCACCUCAACAGCAACAACAACAAUAACAACAACAACAACAAAGACAGCGAGGCGGGAGAGAGCGCGACGUCCGCCACGGCCAGCGCGAGCGAGCCCGGCGGGAAGGCGUCGCAGAGCCUCGGGAACGGCUCGGUCAUCAACCCGCGCGCGGGGAGCAACGGGAAGUGGGUCCGGCUGAACGUCGGGGGCACGGUGUUCCUCACCACGCGGCAGACCCUCCUCAAGGAGCAGACCUCCUUCCUGUACCGGCUGUGCCAACAGCAGGACCUGCACUCGGACACGGAUGACUCCGGAGCCUAUGUGAUCGACAGAGACCCCACCUACUUCGGCCCCAUCCUCAACUACUUGCGGCAUGGCAAGCUGGUCUACAACAAGGAGCUGGCAGAAGAAGGUGUUCUGGAGGAGGCAGAGUUUUACAACAUCACCCCACUGAUCAAACUGAUCAAGGAGAGGAUCGUGGAGCGGGACUCCAAAGCCACGCAGGCGCCCCCCAAGCACGUGUACCGUGUGUUGCAGUGCCAGGAGGAGGAGCUCACCCAGAUGGUCUCCACAAUGUCAGACGGCUGGAAGUUUGAGCAGGUCAGCGUGCGCGCCUGCAGAAAGCCCCGCACCGGACUGCUCUGGACUAUGGUGAACAUCGGCUCGUCGUACAGCUACGGAACGGAGGACCAGGCCGAGUUUCUGUGCGUCGUCUCCAAGGAGCUUCACACGCCGGGAUCUGGUCUGGCUACCGAGCAGAGCCACAAAACCAAGCCGCCCGAGGUGCAGGAAGAAGAAGCGGCUAAGGAGGAAGAGGAGGAGGAGGGAGGAAGAGAAGGAGGAGGAGGGGGAGAAACCACACCAAAUGAGUGGCUUAGGGAAUGAGGGAGUCGUGUUUCUUUGUUCCAAAGAGAGGCGGGAAUGGCUUUUCCAGAUCCACGGGUCCCGGAUGUAGAAACCCUCAGAAUUUAAAGUCAUUUUUUCUCGGCCUAUAGCGACUGUAUAUAUGUGCGUCAAUGGACAUUCAUCAUAACUGAAGUGUAGCGUUCACUGACCGCUUCACUGGUUAGAAACAUUACAAAAUUACCAAAAAGUGAAAAAAAAGAUAAAUUCCCUCGCAACAUCUUCAAAAAUGUUUUUCAGUGGAACCAGUUCCACCAGUAGGUUGGAGCGUGUGUGGGUGACAUAUUGCCACGGGCAGUAGUGUAGCUUAGUAAAUUAUAACCAAAGAUCCUGAUGAAGAGGGCGGAACCACGGUGCUCAACCAGACUCUGACAUCGUCUCGUCUUCGAUGCGCCGCGAGGAGCGAUCGGAUGGAUGGCGUGAAAGCUGCGUCUUUGGGUCACUGCAUUAACCGUAACACAACACCGUCUUUUGUCUUGCACUCGGGGCGGAGGUUUCUAGAGAAACACUCCCGCACCCCCAGGAGGGACCCGGCCCGCUAACCGCUAACGUUUCAGCCGGCGCAAACUGUGCUGGCUCGGGAAAUACUGACGGUCAUUUCAUAAUUCGUCGCUGUCGGGGGGAGAAUGGGCGAACGCUGGUUUCCUCUCAUUGUGGUUACUCAUACAAGGCGCACAAAGGCGUGUUUUCGUAUGUGUUUAGCGAUGGCCUUGAACGGGAGUCAGGGUGCAUCAACCCGGAUGAUUUGCCCUCGCCGUGAACACGGGUUAGUGCAGGUGGUUCGGCCUCAUGGUAAAACAUGUCAGCGGAGCUAUUUCUUGGUUCAGUUGGCCCUGAGUUGACGGGUGGAAGCGAUGCGGCACCAGACAGACGGCACUCUCGGCGGUCUCAUCUGGCUACAGACUUGAGGUCAAAGGGAAGCGGGAUCAACGCGAGGACGAGGGGCUGAGGCAGCGGGACGAGGCGUCUCUCCGUCACAGUUACGCGGGCAGCCACACAAUCUCUUCUGUCGUCAUCGACGCCUGUGAAAUAUCGAAGAGCCGAUCUGCCGCAGUGCAGGUGGAAGGUUGAACAGGCCGCUGAGAGGCGCUCGGAUCACACGUGACUUUUAACAGCCUCUAGUGGCGACUUGGAGGAACCGCAGCACGCAUCAAGCGUGUGGCACGCAUGCAGUGUAAAUAAUGCCGUGUCAUGCAAUGAAUUCAUUUCUCCGUGUCGCUCGACUAAUACGCCGACGCCGGGUUUAACGGGAGAUUCACUGGAGACACUGGUGGUGUAGUUGUUGAAUGCUGGAAAAUAAGAGGAGCACAUCGUCGUGUCGUAGCUCAUCAGAAAACAUUCGACCGCAUAAAACACAUUAGACUUUGCUGUACAGAUGCUAAAGGAAGCAGGGCAGGAAUUCAGGUUUAUUUUGAAAUAUUUCACGGUUGCAUAAAUAACUCCAAUAUUUGAGGUAAUCUGCAGUUCUAGAAGCCCCAUUACGCACAUUACAUACAACAUACCAACCCACAUUUGAGUCAGACAUAUAAGCCCAGAUGAGAUGGUUAUGGUUGUAACGGGGUGGCAACGUAUGGCAAGAUGAUGUCAUAGUGGCUGCUUUGGUUUUUAAUGGGAUUAUUUGAUUUGAAUGUCCUUUGUCCUCUUAAUGUUUACAAACGCAGCUGACUGACCCUGAAAGACCUGCAGUCAUGUGGCUCGGCCCGCUGAGGUCGACCUCAAGCACACAUUAUUUUUUGCCUCUAAAGAUUUGCGUAACCACACUGAUCCUCACCCCCCCAUCGAGUCACACUCGGGCUAUUUUACACGGGCAUUCAGCAGUUUGAGUUGACCUGAGACAAUCAAGAAGAAAGAUCAUUGUCGGCGACUUUCUUUUAUAACAUUUUUUUGAUAAUCAAAUCUGAAGAGAAAAACGGGCUGUUGUGUGUUUGAGUGUGCAUGCUUCCGAUAAAGUGUCUCGUGCACUGAAGUGUAAAAUAGAAAGCGAUGUCCCGGGCAUGCGAGGCCCUUUGCAAUAAACACCGUAUCAGCUGGAUGAGCAGAGUAAACGUUAGACUGGUGUUACGCAUCAAGCAGCUGCAGCCUCCUCCAGUGGCUCCUCUCAGCACGGACACGUCACAAGACAAGUGGUGUUACCCGCGUUCAUUUUAAAUCGCUGUUUUAAUGUUGUAGUUGACGGAUGGGUAGUUUGCAGUCCUGCUGAGAGGUUUGGUAUUUGUGAGCAUUUCUUCCGGUUUGUUUGUUCUGAGAACUCUUAUUUUACAUAAAGUGCAGAGACAAUGAAGGUAAAACUGUCCCUUAUGAGGUGAAGCUGGUUUCAUGCAACUCUAGAAGCCUGAAGCUGUUUAGUAUAAAAAUUCAUGCCUUUUAUGUUUUGUUUUUUUUACUUUCAAGUGUCUAAUUUAUUCUCGCUGUUUUUUUUCCAAAUGUUACACAGUAAAAAAAAAGUGGUAACGGGGAUUUUCUUUUCUAGUUGACCCACUUUUAUUUUUCAAAGUAUAUACUAUUAUGUUAUUUAAUCGAUCAGUUCACAAAGCUGAACAGAUCUUCCUGAAUGAUUAUGUUUUGAUUAAUGAUUGGAUCAGUAUUGAUCAGUCAUUUGCAUGUGCAGUUCCCGGGUUUGUUUAGCCGGAUCCUCACUUCACCUCCUUAUUUGCACACCAAAUGUGUUAACUUGUUUCUGCUGUUCACUUUAUAUUUGAUGUGUAAAAGUCUACUCAGUAGUUCUGUAAAAGAAACAAACCUCUUUCAGGCAGCUGUCUGAGUCUGACGCUGGAGGUGUUUUUGUUCUUCUGCUGUCCAUGGAGCCUCGGUGUCUGUAUACAUGAACCGAUGUGACAAAUUAACGCCUCAGACGGACCUGAACGGGCUCCAAGAACCGCUGUGGUUUUAUUUUGUUUAGUUUUUUCACCUGAACAAUUCACAACGUUUUCCACAAUGUGACAGAAAGUUUUUCUUUAAUUUAAUAGAAAUGAAUGUCACCAAAACAUGAAUAAAAUAUUUGCCUUUUUGUUUUAA
Messenger RNA from Gasterosteus aculeatus aculeatus (three-spined stickleback), 4043 nucleotides. It is a transcript of the gene kctd17, whose product is annotated as potassium channel tetramerization domain containing 17. NCBI's taxonomy places the organism in Eukaryota, Metazoa, Chordata, Actinopteri, Perciformes, Gasterosteidae. The record is from RefSeq and is a predicted model, not a curated record. Gene Ontology annotation, biological process: protein homooligomerization; proteasome-mediated ubiquitin-dependent protein catabolic process. Gene Ontology annotation, cellular component: cytoplasm; Cul3-RING ubiquitin ligase complex. Gene Ontology annotation, molecular function: cullin family protein binding.